ACCUGAAGCACAAACGCCCUUAAGGCAUUAAAAGCGAUAUAAAAUCGAAAUUUCCCCUCAGACAUCACAGUUGAGCGAGUACUGAUCCAAUCAGCAGCGCAAAACUUAAUCACAAUCAACAUGAAAUUCAUCAUUGCCGUUUCUGCACUCCUAGCUUGUGCGGCUAGUUCUCCUACCGCAUACAUAGUACCACUAGCGGAAAUAUCAGCGCCCAUCGCGAGCCAAUACCACUCUCAAGAUAGCCUAGGACAAUACACUUACGGAUACGCUAAUCAUCUCAGUGCCAAAUCAGAAGCUAGAGCAUUUGAUGGAUCUGUUUUGGGAAGUUACAGCUACUUGGAUCCCAGUGGUAAGAUUCAGUCGGUAGAGUAUGCCGCUGACGAUCAAGGAUUUAGAGCGACGUCUUCUAAUUUACCGGUAGCUCCUGCAGUACCUGAAGUUCCUGUUGUUGCGGUUCCUGUUCCUAUUCAAGACACACCCGAAGUCGUAGAAGCCAGAGCGAAGCAUUUGGCUGCUGUAGAAGAAGCAAAGAGCCGUGCCGGCCAAGAUGAAAUUCAAGCUGAAGAUAGAAACUCGGUAGAAAUACCUGCCAUUAAAUCCGAUGUUGCUCUAAAAUCUGAAGGACAGAACCUGGCAAUAACAUCAUCAGUUCCUCUUUCUCCUAUUCCACUUUUAGCUUAUGGAUCUGCUGUAUAUGCCACACCUGGAGUAGCGAUAAAAUCAUUCGUAUCACCAACUUUAGCUCUUAGAGCCGCCCCUUCAUCUGCCUUUUCGUAUUCCUACGGAAUCAAUAAUAUAUAUGGCUACAACUCACUUUACUACCCAGGAUUCAGUACUUACUCUGCUCCGAUUACACAAGUUGUAACCAGUCCUGUAAUAGCUAGGAAUCUACUAGAACAUCCACACUUCCGUAAAAUUGAAGGAAAUAUAGUAAAAAUUGACAGUAACGUAGAAAAAUCUGAUCAAAUGAAACUCGAAAAUGUCGAAAAGCAAGAAAAAAUGGUAGAUGCAAGCUCCGAAGCCAGUCAAGCUAAAAUAUCUAAUAGCGAACAGUGAUUUUUUUCAUGUUGUGACUGAUCAUUUAGUGUAAUUAUUGUAAAUUUAACAAAAUUUGAAAAGAAAUUAAUAAAUCUAACAAAUUUUA
Diabrotica virgifera virgifera (western corn rootworm) is the source of this 1144-nucleotide messenger RNA. RefSeq names its product cuticle protein-like. Gene Ontology annotation, molecular function: structural constituent of chitin-based larval cuticle. The transcript has 3 exons. Bases 121 to 1056 code for a protein of 311 amino acids. Lineage: Eukaryota; Metazoa; Arthropoda; Insecta; Coleoptera; Chrysomelidae. Gene Ontology annotation, cellular component: chitin-based extracellular matrix. The record is from RefSeq and is a predicted model, not a curated record.